AUGCCCACCCAGGCGUGGAUCCAUGUGUACUCCGCCACUCCCGAUGACUACGCAGAAGCGCGCCACGCAGCCCUCUACUUUCACUUCCCCGACAACACCGGCGACCUCAUGCACAUCGUCGGCCAACCGGGCAUCUUCAAGUUCGAGGUCCUCGACUACUACGUGCCCGGCCAAAGCAAAAACCUGGUCAGCCGCAUCCCCGUGGGGAUGAUCAACGACUCCUUUACACCGGCUGACAUCAGACGCAUUUGCGCCUGGACGCUCCUCAAUAACUCUCCCGACGAGAUGUUCUGGGAUUGUCAUCAGUGGGUUUACGACGUCCUUACCCGGCUGGUGAAGAAUGGCGCGGUUUCCGCCAAACAGAUGAAUCUGGCUAUCGACCGGAUGAUUUACUCUUGCCUUGAGGCGGAAGAUGAGGGGAUGGGCUUGCUGCGCAAGAAGGGAGGCCCUGAGACAUGGAAGAGAGCUUAUGUUCUGUGA
Penicillium brevicompactum is the source of this 480-nucleotide messenger RNA. RefSeq lists its product as uncharacterized. NCBI's taxonomy places the organism in Eukaryota, Fungi, Ascomycota, Eurotiomycetes, Eurotiales, Aspergillaceae. The record is from RefSeq and is a predicted model, not a curated record. Bases 1 to 480 code for a protein of 159 amino acids. The transcript has a single exon.